CAUAUAUGGUCGGUGUUGUAGUAGUGGCACUGGAUGAAUUGCGCCGUUUUUCUUUUUUCUGUUCUGCUUUGGAUGCAGUAUCAUCGCCUGUUGUGUCCGAUUUUCACUGCCCCUUUCACGCUGAUGGUUCCAAAACUGGCAAAAAUGGGGUGUUCUGCGGAAGUGGGCAGCGAUCUAUCGGUUUUUUGUUAUUUGCAGGUAAUUAGUCUGCUAGUCCACCAAGAUGCUCCGGUGGAGACACUACACGCAAAGAGAAAAGAGAGCAUAUAUGAUCGAGCAAAGGAAAUUAAAGAUGGUACUAUGAUCCAUCAAUAUCUUUCAAGAAAAAAGUUCACUCCAUUUUUAUUGUUUGAAGCACAUCAUCAUGCAAUUUAUCAAGUUGAUUUGUUUUCCGAAAGGAGCGUUAGUUGAUCUGUACAUUAUUUUUUGAAGCACAUGCAUCACGAUCACGCUACAUUAUUUUUUGAAGCACAUGCAUCAUCAUGCAAUUGAUCUAGGAAUACGCUAGCUGUGCAUGCAUGGUCGUCUAUCUAUAUAUAGCAGGAGUUUGCAGCACGAUGAAAGCAUCGGUGCAGCGGUCUAGCACAACACACAAGUCGCUAGCAAUGGUUUCCGCUGUACCUCUGUUGCUGUUGCUUCUCUUGUGCAGCUCUACAUCUCUGGUUGCACAUGCAGGAGCAGAUGAGCUCAACUACAUUGUCGUAGAGACUAGCUCGCUCAAGCCACACGCCGUUUGCAAAGGGCUCAGGGUAUUUGGCAUGCAUGCAGUCCAUCCAUCCUCCGCUAAUCAUACCGGCAGCUGGAUGCCGCUGAGUAGUCUUCAUGGCCCGUGCUCGCCGUCGUGGGAGGAGGGGGUGGACGACAGUGCGCCGUCCAUGGUCGACACGCUGCGAUGGGACCAACACCGCGCCCACUACAUCCAAAGGAAGCUCUCCGGCAAUGUCUCUCAGGAAGAUCUAGAACUUGCACCAAGCGUAUCGACGGUAACCAACGAAGCAGGCGGGGGCGCCGUAAGUGCCAGCGUGGGCGAUGGAAGCGGCGCCAUGGCAAAGGACUCCCAGCUGAGCAUUGAUCCGGCGGCGACCGGCGGCCGCCUGCCCGGUGUGAAGCAGACGAUGCUGCUCGACACGGCGAGCGACGUGGCGUGGGUGCAGUGCGCCCCCUGCCCCGCCUCGCAGUGCUAUCCGCAGACGGACGUCUUGUACGAUCCCUCCAAGUCGGGAUCGUCGGCGCCCUUCCCAUGCAGCUCGCCCACCUGCCGGCAGCUCGGGCCUUAUGCUAAUGGCUGCACCAGCAACUCCCAGUGCCAGUACCGCGUCCAGUACCCUGACGGCUCCACGACGUCGGGCACGUUCAUCUCCGACCUGCUGACGCUGAGCCCCAACGGGCAAGUCCCAAAGUUCCAGUUCGGCUGCAGCCACGCCGCGCGGGGCAGCUUCAGCAGCAGCAAGACGGCCGGGAUCAUGGCGCUCGGCCGCGGCGCGCAGUCGCUGACAUCGCAGACCAUGACGCAAUACGGCCAGGUCUUCUCCUACUGCUUCCCGCCGACGACGAGUCACCAGGGCUUCUUCAUUCUCGGCUUGCCGACAAGGUCUGCCUCCAGGUACGCGGUGACGCCCAUUCUCAAGACCGCGAUGUUGUACCAGGUCCGCCUCCAGGCCAUCACCGUCGCUGGGCAGCGCCUCAACGUGCCGCCCACGGUGUUCGCCGCCGGCGCGGUCCUGGACUCCCGCACCGUCAUCACGCGCCUCCCGCCCACGGCCUACCAGGCGCUGCGCUCCGCGUUCAGGGACAAGAUGAGGAUGUACCGCGCGGCCGCCCCCAACGGCCAGCUCGACACCUGCUACGACUUCACCGGCGUGCGCCGCAUCACGCUCCCAACGAUCAGCCUGGUGUUCGACCGCACCGCCGGCGUGGAGCUCGACCAGUCGGGGAUCUUGUACAACAACUGCCUCGCGUUCACCUCCAACGGCGACGACCGCGCCACCGGGAUCAUCGGCUACGUCCAGCUGCAGACCAUCGAGGUCCUGUAUAAUGUCGCCGGCGGCUCCGUCGGGUUCCGCCGUGGUGCGUGCUGAGCGCCCAAGCUACCUAUCUAUCUACCUACCGCCUUUUUGGCACGAUAUCAACACCUAAAUAAGCCAGAUAAUUAAUAUGUUGUGUGCUACUCGGCAUAUCUAAAGCUUCGGUGUGAAAUGAAGCUAAUGAAUUAUAUAUUGGAAUUGUCCAAUAUAUACAAACUAAACUUUUGGAGCUUGUUUUUCCCCCCUUUUCUUCACAGAUUGGACCUUGUUUGAGUGUUUUUCCUAUCAACAUUCAUGUCGAAAAUAAUAAAUAUAAUGUUUGUGAAA
This is a messenger RNA of Phragmites australis (common reed), 2351 nucleotides long. RefSeq names its product aspartyl protease family protein At5g10770-like. Gene Ontology annotation, molecular function: aspartic-type endopeptidase activity. NCBI's taxonomy places the organism in Eukaryota, Viridiplantae, Streptophyta, Magnoliopsida, Poales, Poaceae. The record is from RefSeq and is a predicted model, not a curated record. The transcript is spliced from 3 exons. Gene Ontology annotation, biological process: proteolysis. Bases 519 to 2078 code for a protein of 519 amino acids.